GGAGGAAGAGGAGGAGAGUCAGUUGAGGUGUAGAGGGUGUCGAGGAAGGGUGUCUAGUUCUUCAUCUCGUGUGUGUGUGUGUUUGUCUGUGUGCACUUUUGGUCGGUACACACGACUAGCUGCGUGUGUACUUGUGUGCGUAUACGGCUGUCUGGCUCAGGCUCCCGCAACGCCCAAGAGGAGGAAAGAGAGAGAGAGAGACAGACCGACGUGUGAAGAGUGAGUGAGAAAAGAGGAAAAAGAAGAGGAAGAAAAAGAGGAAGGACGAGAGAGAGAUGGGAUUGUGAAGUUAAAGAAAGAGGAAUAAAGAAGAAAAAGAGAUUGAGUGUGAGAAAUGUGAAGAAGGAAAACGAAGAGUGAAAGAAAGAAAGAGAGAAAGAAGAAAAGUUUAAAAUCAACAAGUGAAAGACGGAAAUACAAAAGAAAAAGAAGAAAAGAAGGAAAACAAAAUAAAAGCAAAAAAACAUGAGAAAGAUAAAGUGACGGUGAAAGAAAGGAAGGAGAGAAAUAAGAUAAAGAGAAACAGGAAAGAAGAAAGGAAGGGAAGGGUUAAGAUAGCAAAAGGGAAGGAUAUGAGAAAAGAAAGAAAGGAAGGAAAGGAAUAAGAUAAAGUGAGAGAAACAGGAAAGAAAGGAAGGAAAGGAGUAAGAUAAAGUGAGAGAAACAGGAAAGAAAGGAAGGAAGGGAAGGAUUGAGAUAAGAGAGAAAGAGGGAGAGGAAAAAAAAAAGUGGAAUCGAGGUUUAAGCCCAAGUCACUCCAGGCAUCCGAACACAUCACUGAAGAGCACCAACUCGUCCCAAGCCAUGACAGCGCUCCGUGGCCUUGACUUCGGCUCCGUUACCCCCUCUUCCACCUCCACCUCACCUCCACCACCACCGCCACUCACCACCAAUACUCGUCCUCCCCACCACCUCCACUCACCACUACCUCCACUUCUCCCGUAUCACCAUUCUCAUCACCACUUCAUCACCACUAUUAUUACCGGUGGAGAGGAAUAACAUCACCACCACCACUAUCAUCACCACCACCACCACUAUCAUCACCAUCAACACCUCCACUAACACCAGUACAAACAAACAGGCAUUCCAGUACAUGAUAUAGACACCACCAUCACCACCGACAACAACAACAACAACAACAGCAACACCAUCACCACCACUUAGCCAAACAAACACACAAACAAACAAACAAAAGUCUAGUCACAAUCAACGUGGCUGUGAAUAAAAACAAAAACAAACAAUAACAAUAACAACAAUAACAAUAAAUAAACGAGAGAAUAAACAUUGAAAACAAACAAGCUUCAAACAGAAUCCAAUCUCUUGCUUAAAAGGAUUGGAAUAAAGUAAGCAAGAAAGUGCCAAAUAAAGAGAGAGAUAGAGAUAGAGAUAGAGUCAGCUUCGUUUCACUGCUUCGAACGCGAGUGAACCACCGAGACAGGAUUCGAAGGUUCAUCAAGGCGACGUGAACCUUAUCAAGCACAUCAACGGUUCAGUUCCUCAGUGUCUGUGUGCCUGUGUGUGUGUGUACGUUUAUUGUGUACGUACGUUUUACAAGUGACUGUGUGUGCGUGUUUGCGUGUACCAGAAGACUCGCCUCAAUACACACACAUACGUACAUACACAUAACUACUAGUCAAAGGAAGUGAAUAAAGAAAGAAAGAAAGAAAAAGAAAGAUUUGGGAGAAAGAUAAAAAGUGUGUUAACAUUCGGAAUAAAGUGGAUAAAAAAUGCAGCCAAAUAAAUAGAAGAAUAUGAAAAGUAAAUGAGGAAAUAUACUUGAUAAACAAAACAGAAAAAUAACAAAAUCGUGUGAAGGGAAACACGGAAUAAGUCGAAACAAAAACUAGAAAUAAAGUGGAACAAAAAAACACGAACGAAAGCAAGAGGAAGAAAGCCAAAAGUUGAAAUAAGGAAAGAAAACGGAAAGUAAACAGAAAACAGAAAACGAAUUGAACUUCUCUCCUUAUCCACCCCAGUAUUACCUCCCCUACAAGCACACCCCGUCACACCCCGCUCACCACCCCCGUGCACCCCUACAAAUACUCUUUACACCCCAUCCAACUCCCUUUACAGCCCCUUACGCCCCACCAAUCACCCCCAGAAAACGACCCCCUUAAUCCCCAAUCCACCACCCGACAAACCACUCCCCAAGUACUCCCUCCUUACCCCUCCCCUCCCCACGCCUCCCCAGCACUAUGGCCGAGUUGCUGAGCGUGCAGGUCCCCAGUAGGCGGGGUCUGGGAGGCUAUGUCGAGUUCCACAAGAAUAUGGAAGCAGGGGGCGGCGCUCCGGGCGUGGGCACCCCCAUGCUAGGCUCCCCCGCCGGCCGCCAGCCCUACCUCAACCCAGCUCUCUCCCACGCCAGGAUAAGCAAUGACUUGAGGAAGAAGGUGGUCAAUGGGGCCAGCGCAGGGAUCAUCAUGUCCCACCUGCCCAAGCGUCCCCCUGUCCACAUCGAGUUCAAUGACCUCUCCUACUCCGUGUCCGAGGGCCGCCACAGGGGGUUCAAGACCAUCCUGAAGAAGGUGAGCGGGAGGUUCAAGUCCGGCCGCCUCACCGCCAUCAUGGGACCAUCCGGGGCGGGCAAGUCCACCCUCAUGAACAUCACGGCGGGCUACAGGAUCAGCAACGUGGUGGGCAGCAUCCUCGUGAACGGGCGCGAGCGGAACCUUCGUAAGUUCCGCAAAAUGUCGUGUUACAUUAUGCAGGAUGACCACCUUCACCCACACCUCACCGUGCUCGAGAGUAUGAACUGCUCGGCGAACCUCAAGCUGGGCGACAGGAUGAAGCGGGCGCAGAAGGAGGAGGUGAUCAACGAAAUCCUGGAAACCCUCAGCUUGACGGAAUGCAGAGACACCCGCGCCAUCAACCUCUCGGGCGGGCAAAGAAAGCGACUCUCCAUCGCCCUCGAACUGGUCAACAACCCUCCAGUCAUGUUCUUCGACGAGCCAACCAGCGGCCUAGACAGCAGCAGCAGCUUCCAGUGCAUCAACCUGCUGAAGACGUUGGCGCAGGGUGGCCGCACCAUCAUCUGCACCAUCCACCAGCCCUCCGCCAAGCUCUUUGAGAAGUUCGACUACCUGUAUGCGCUGGCCGACGGGCAAUGCAUCUACCGCGGCGCCAUCACGGGCCUCAUCCCCUUCCUCUCCGCCAUGGGCCUCGAGUGUCCCUCCUACCACAACCCCGCGGACUUCCUGAUGGAGGUGGCGAGCGGCGACUAUGGGGAGUUCACGCACAAGCUGACCUCGGCCGUGCACUGCGGGAAGUGUGACAACCUGGCGCCCGACAACCACGAGGCGGUCAGGGCCAAGCAGGACCUCAUCUGUGAGUGUGGGGGGAAAGGCAACGACGAACAGGGCAGAGAAGGAGGCGGAGGUGGUGAAGCAGGCGGAGGAGGGGGAGGAGGAGGAGGCACAGCGGGGGAGACUCGGGUCAACAUGCCCCCCUCGAAGCACUCCCUCCUGGCCUCCGAGGACGAGAGCAUCGAUGAUAUCCCCAAUUCCUUCCCGACGUCGGGCUGGAAGCAGUUCGUCAUCCUCUUCAAGCGAACGUUCCUCUCGAUCAUCAGGGAUGGGAUGCUGACCAAGAUGAGGAUUUGCUCGCACAUCCUCAUUGGGCUGCUCAUCGGCUUGCUCUACUACAACAUUGGCAACGAGGCGGGCAAGGUCUUCAACAACUCUGGAUGCCUCUUCUUCUGUAUGCUGUUCCUCAUGUUCACCGCCAUGAUGCCCACCAUUUUGACCUUCCCGCUGGAGAUGAACGUGUUUAUCCGGGAACAUCUCAACUAUUGGUACUCUCUCAAGUCUUACUACCUGGCGAAGACUAUGGCCGACAUGCCCUUCCAGGUGAUCUACCCGCUGCUGUACGUGUUGCUGGUGUACUUCCUCACCGCACAGCCGCUGGAGGCACACCGCUUCUUCAUGUUCACCACCAUGUGCAUAAUGACGUCCCUCGUGGCGCAGUCCCUCGGCCUCGCCAUAGGGGCCUGCCUCAACAUACAGGGUGCUGUGUUCCUGGGGCCCAUCACCUCCAUCCCGGUGUUGCUCUUCUCCGGCUUCUUCGUUAACUUCUCCACCAUCCCCAUCUACCUCCGCUGGGUCACCUACAUCUCCUACGUCAGAUACGGCUUCGAGGGGACGCUGCUGAGCAUAUACGGCUUUGACAGGAAGCCUCUGCACUGCUCGGAGCCUUACUGCCACUACAAGUCCCCGCGGAAGUUCCUGGAGGAGAUGGACAUUAUAGGCGCCGAGUUCUGGAUAGACUUCGUGGUGCUCUUCUCCUUCUUCAUCGCCCUCAGGACCCUCGGGUAUUUUGUCCUCCGGUGGAAGCUCAAGGCGGAACGCUAGCCCCUGCGGGAACGCGGGGACGAGGGGAGGAAGCCUGGGGUUGAGAGUGGCGGGGGCGAGAGUUCCCGCCAUUAUUUCACCGCUAACAAAGACAGCAGCAGAAGCAGACAAAGGAACGGCAGCAGACGACUCAUUCCACCACAACGCCAUCUUGUCCCCCCUGCAUCGAGGCUCCAAGUGAUAAAAGUGGACGAGAGAGUGCCAUCUUCAUCGUUCUUCUCGUUUUUAUGCUUUGUGAUGUUGAAGUGCCCAAGGAAAGAGUUCGUGGACUACCGUAGCAGGACGAGAAGUAUCGUGCCAUGCCACCCGCCGCUUCCCCAGCGUCGCCUGUACUUAACAUUAUCGUACAUACACGCAUAGAACCUACAUACAUAUAUACAUACAUGCAUAUACAGCACGCACGCGCCUUUCAUGCAUCCAUUUCCUAAGUCAAUCGCCUGUUUUUUAUACAUUUCACGCCACGGGGAGACUUCCAGACCUUCCAUUAUACUACCGCUGAUGUUGCUACGACUACUACUACCACUACUACUACUACUACUUCCGCUGCUACUGCUUGGCUGCCUGCUUGCCUACCCGUCUGCCUGCCUGCCGUGACCUCUCUAGCAGGCUGUGAGGCAACGCAACACAAGCCAACACAAGAGAACACACCAAGAGAGGGAAAAAUUGUGUUGUGGGUGACUGCUGCGAAAUCUUUGUACAGUCUUUCAAAGGAGGGACAAGAGAGGAAGAGGAGGAGGAGGAGGAGAAGGAGGAAGAAAGAUAGAGGAGGAUAAAGAGGGAAGGGAGGGGAGAGGGGAAGACCUGAAGUGCUAUGGAAACACACUCAUCAUCCCCUACUUCAGGUCCUCACCCCCUUCUUCCUCCUUCCUUCCCUUCACAUCCCCAGCCUCCUCCUCCUCCUCCUCCUCUUACCCCUGUCCGCCUCCCCCCCUCCUCCCCCCCUCAUCCAAAGAAGGGAGGAGUGACUUAGUGAUGACGUGUAUUAUUAGUGUAUGCAUCACGUCUUUUUAUCAUUAUUAUCAUUAGUAGUCUUAGAAUAAUUGUAUAUACGUGUAUGCAUUUCUGUACUGGUUUAGUGAGCCGUUGUGAAGCGUGACAGACGAAGAGACUACUUACUCUAGUUGACCUCCACAAACUGCUGAUGAUGAUGAUGACGAUGUGACGUUUGUGUGAGUGAUUUUUAAACGCGACGAGGUAAAUAAAACACGUAAAAAGAGAGAAGUGAACUUUGAAAACUGAUUAUGCCCCAAAGAACAAAAUAGAAGAGGAGGUAGAGGAAGAAAGGUAAACAUUUCUAUAAACACUAAAAGGAACAAAAUGAAAAUAAUCUCAUUCUCUUAAUAUCUAUUCGUGAACAACAUACAAAAAAAAGGACUAACAAAACAAAACAGGAAGAGAAAGUAGACUAAAUCUUUCAAGUUGUUAAAAGAGAAUGACCGCCAUAUAGGUAAAGUGUUAAUUUCUAAAGAGUUUGAGGCACUCGAAAGGAAAAUGAGGAAGGAAGGAAGGUGGAACAUUUAAAAACCUACCUGAGAACCAUUAAUUGAAAGGUGUGGCAGGUAAGAAGAAAGUUGAAAGAGUACUGUGUAAGAGGAGAAAUAGAAAGCUGGAAUGUUAACCCUACCUGAAAAAAAACACUUAAUUACCCAUUGAAAGGUGUGACAGGUAAAAUAUUAAGAUAGGAAUAUAUAUAAGAAGAAAAAAAUGAUUGAAGUAAUGUAGGCAGAUAUAAAACAAAAGAAAAAUAAUAUUGGAGUAGCAGUCAUCGUCUUGAGUAGGAAAAUAAGGUGAUUAUGAACUGUGUUAAGAUUGCCAUACGUAAAAAUAGGAGGAAAUGGUUACGUGUUAGUGAAGAAAAAGAAGACAUUGAAAUAAGGUAGAAGAAAAAAAAACAUUAAUGAGGUAGAUAUAUGACCAGCUGAAUAAAGGAAAAAAUGAAAAGGGAAUAAAAAAGAAAAUAACGCGGUAAAUUCAUCCCCAGCUGAAAAAAAAAUAAACAAAGCAAAAAAGGGAUCGAGUGUUGAAGGGUGUUGAAAAAAAUAUAGAUACUAUAAUUUAAAACAAUUAGGGAAUUUAAAAAAAAAGGUUAAAUACUAAAAUAUCCCCAGAAGUUUUAUGGAAUACUUCGAAAAAUAUAUAAUAGAAACGGGUCAUUUUAAUUUGAUGUCUUGUUUUGGGUGGAAGCGAAAACAAUGAAAUUAUUUAGACAAUUGAACAUUGCAUAAUAUUUAGAUAGUGACGUUGAGAAAUAGCUACUUAAUGAGAGAGAGAGAGAGAGAGAGAGAGAGAGAGAGAGAGAGAGAGAAUAAUUAGGGGGUAUAAUUAUAGUUACUAUAAUCUUUUACCCAGUAUGAUUAAAAAGCAAACCUGAAUUAUUAUAAAAAUCUAAAUAAAUUGCAUGGCUGACUCUGCACCUCAUGGCUUGCCUCAACGAAUAACUUGCAUGAAUCUGCACAACAAAUACGAAAACAAUCUUGCGUGAUACUCGAAUACGCGAAAUUGAUAGCAUUUUAAACGUCAUUUCUACCUAUUCAUUUUCGUAUCUCUAGUCUAUCCUGACCUAGCCAUUCAAGUUCCUUAUUAAAGUUUAUAAUAUCGACAAAUUAUACGUAGUAAUGAACAGAGCCAGGGAAUAAUAGAGUUUGACAACUUCAUCAUAGGCGCUAUGUUGAUACAUGAAGGAAUUCAAAAUGAUGCUAAUACAAGGGUAUUUUGGGGGUCUAGGUAUGGCCAGAAUCUCGAACAAGUUCCUGGAGCACACACAAAAACCUGUUGUAUCAGCUUCAGUUUGAAUUUCGCGCGUCUCUGCUGGCAAGAACAUUUCGCCUGUGAUCAAAUUAGCCAAACGCUUGUAUUCUAUGGCUCUAGUAAUGAUGGUAAUUCUAAUACUUCAGCUGGGGCAUACUCUCUAGGCAGAAACGAAUAUUAUAUCCUUUUUAAAUUUGUUGAUAAUUAAUACACCUUUUCAACGAUCAUACAAAGCUAUAGCACGAUUAAGACAAUAAGUAUAGAUUUAUCAGUUUAUUUCACACGGAAUGGAAGGAAUUGCAUUGUUGCUAUGAUCCUACAGGCCUCCAGUACGAUGUAAAUAGUAAAUAGUGGUCUUGGUCUUGGCCUGGGCACUGGUUGAGUUGGUAAUAGUGGCUAGGGCAGCGCGAAAUGUAAACAGUGGAAAGGUAUCGUGUGCUAACGGGGUUACUAUCCACGAAAAAAAAAAUACAAUAAAGGCUUAAUGCUUGAGUUUUACGGGGUUACUAUUACAUAAAACUGAAAAAAAUGACUUGCUGGCUUAAUCUGCAUGCCUCGGUAAUUGUAGAAAGGAAGUGAAAGUAAGGAAAGAUAAAUAAUAGAUAUUCUGCAUUAAUAGAAAACAUGAAAGUAUUAGAAAUUUAAGAAGGUUUGAAAGAUUUUAAAGUUAGGUUAUGCGACGAAGCCAUGUUGGUUUAUAACUGUGAUAAGAAGAAAAUAAGCAUAAGAUAAAGGAGAAAGUAUAGGCGAAAGAAAGGUCUAGAGGAAUUAGCAUAAGGGAAAGGAAAGAGCAUAAGAUUAAUGUGUAUAUCGUUUUUAAUUCUGUGUUCAGGGGGAUUCAGCGUUGGUCUUACGAAGAAUAGUGAUGUAGUGUGUAUACGUUCUGCAUGUGAAUAGAUUUUCCUUUUGUUUUUUUUGUAUUGCUGCUAAAAAAACAACUAUCCAUGUAUAUAUAAAAACGGAUUCUGCAUCUCCAUCGCUUCUCUUCCAAACAGAGAGGUGACGGAGGCAAGGAUUCAAUGAUCAAAACACACACACACACACACACACACACACACACACACACACACACACACACACACACACACACACACACACACACACACACACACACACACACACGUUUUACUUGUGUCUGUAUGUAUUCCAAAAAAGUCAUUACUGGAAAAUUUUAUGAACUGUGAAGGGAAGGAGGUUAAGCGAUAAAUCAUUCUUCGUAAACCUCCACAAAAAUAUAUAAAAAGUAAAUACGUACAUGUAGAAAGGUCGGUGGGUAAGGUUUUUAUUUUGUCCGUAUAUUUCAGGAAGAUUUUAUGAACGACGAGAGGAAGUUAAACAUUCAUUUUUUCCUCUUAGACCUAAAAAAAAAAAAGUCAUAAUACAUUAAAAAAGUAAAUAAUUAAAGAAAGAAAGAGAAAGGGAGGUGCUUAUUUUUUUAUUGGUGCGGAUUCUUAGAAGUUAUUUGAACAUUUUAUGAAAUACAAAGAAAUUUAGUGUUGAUAAUUGCUUCCUCUGAAAUACUGAAAAAAAUAAAAAUAAUACUCAGUCAAUAUAUACACACAGAAAAAGAAAAUAAAUAAAGAAAAGAUAAGAAAAACAGAUAAUGUUCAUAUAUUUUGAAAAUGGGAUAGAAAGUGGGCAAAAAAAAAAAAAGACCACUUGUAUAGGAAAAGAUAUAUUAGUUUUAAAGGAAAAGAAAAAUAACAUUGAUACAAGUUAUCUAGUUCACUGUAUUGUUUGAUUAUCAUUAUUAAACCACGUGUAUGUUUGUUUGUUUGUUCGUCUAUUGUUUGUACGAUUGUCUGUCUGUUUGUCUGUGUUUGAUGACUAUGCAAUGUGCCUCUUAUGUACGUACGAACACACACACACACACACACACACACACACACACACACACACACACACACACACAUGUUCAAGGGUCCACUAAUUAGCUAGUUGAUAGUCUAAUUAUUCUCACCUGGUUUUAAUUAACAGGUGUCAUAACCCUUUAGAACAGUUUACCUUACCUCCUCCCCCCCUCCCCUUCCUCUCCCCCAUUUUUUCAUUUCCCUUCAUUUCCUUUCCUCUCCUCCUCCCUUCUUCUUAUCUUCACAUUGUAUUUAUUUUCUCUUCAGUUUCUCUUCCCCCUUCCUCUCUUCCUUUCCUCUCCUCUUCGUUCUCUUCGUCUUUCCUCUCUUUUUUAUCUUUAUUCUUCAUUCUUUUCCUCUUCUUUUCUUUCCUCUUUGUCAUCUUCCUCCUCUUUUCCCUCAUCUUUUUAUCUUCACUCUAUACCUUUCCUCCUAUUUUCCUUCCCCUUCUCCAUCCUCCCUUCCUUUCCUCUUCUUCCUCCCUUCCUCCUCCUCUUCCUCCUUUUUCUGAUAUUUUUCGCUUUAUUCAAGAUUUUUAAGUAAAGGUUACGGAAAAGAUAGGAAGAAAGGAAAGGAAAAAAAUAUAUUAAUCCCAUCAAUACGUUCCUUUAAAAUGUGUAUAUAAAAAAACGUAGGUAUAUAUGAUUUUUUUGGUUAUUUUUAUUUUAUGGGGUUUGAACGAUAAUAUGUGAAGCGUUUUGAUACUAUAAAAAAAUAAUACAUCAAUACAACUAUACUCAGGCUUGUGAUUUCAGUGUGUUUCGUAUAGUUUAGGUCAGUUGCGUAUAUCUGUGUUGCUCGUUAUUAUUAUUAUUAUUAUUAUUAUUAUUAUUAUUAUUAUUAUUAUUAUUAUUAUUAUUAUUAUUAUUAUUAUUAUUUGUUUUGUUUGGCUAUAUUUUUAUUUACUUCCAUUUUUUGUAAUAAUAUAUUGCCAUUACUUUUAUUUUUUAUUUUCCUUGUUUAUUUUAGGCGUGGGAAAGUAUUUAUUAUUAUUAUUAUUAUUAUUAUUAUUAUUAUUAUUAUUAUUAUUAUUAUUAUUAUUAUUAUUAUUAUUUCGUUUCUGGUCAUUCAUUCGUAUCUCCAUUUUUCCUUCCUUUCAUCCAUCCCUCUUUUUCCUGUUCUUUCUUUCCUUCCUUCGUUCAUUUUUUUUCCUCCUGUGUCCUUUCAUCCAUUAUUCAUUUCUUAUUCAUUCCUUCUUUCCUUAAUUAAUUCAUUCUUCUCUUUUUCCCAUUUUCCUUCUCUUUCAUUCCUUCCUUCCUUUUCUCCAUUCUUUUCUUUCUUUCUCUUUUUCCUCCUUUCCAUUUCAUUCAUCCCCGUUUUCUUCCUCCUCCUCCUCCUUUUCACUUCUCACCUGUAAUUAGAGUAGUAGUUACUUGUAUUAUGGAUAUCUUCAGGUGCCUAAGCGAUAUAAUUAGAGGUUAGUGCAGAGUCGUCGGCAUAAUAAUAAUAAUAAUAAUAAUAAUAAUAAUGAAUUGUAUAAAGGCAAGAUAAUUCGUACUUCUGCUUAUAAUCCUAAUAAUAAUAAUAACGAUAAUGAUUGACUUGAAAAUAGCGUAGAAAAGGAAUUAUAUAACUAUUAAUUAAUCUUAGUCAACUCAGUGGAUUUUUUUUUGCUAUCUUCCUCUAAUUACUUUUUUUUUUGUUUACGUCCAGGAUAUUGUAUUUUUUUUCCUUUUUUUUUCGUCUCGCUGCGAUCAACUUCAUGUGUGUGUGUGUGUGUGUGUGUGUGUGUGUGUGUGAAAGGACUUGAAAGAAUAUUAAUUUAUAAAACGAUAAUUUCACACCGAGAGAGAAAGAUUAGAAUGGACAUAAUAAUAAUAAUAAUAAUAAUAAUAAUAAUAAUAAUAAUAAUAAUAAUAAUAAACGCCAUACAUUAAACUAAACUCUAUAAGAAAACACAAAUCAUUCUUUUAAUCCUUCUCUCUCAUUUCCUAAUCACGCAAAAUUAAUCGGUUCUCUCACAUCGUAUUGUAACAUUCACUCUGACAAACUUACAUUAUUUUUUUCUAUUAACAUUACUCUUUUUAAUUCACCAAACAUUCGCCCUAAGAACCCUAUAUACUCUGUUUUUAUAGUAAUACUAACCUCUUUUAAUACCCCUAACAUUCUACCUGACAAACGUAUGUUAGCUAUUUUCUGUCAUUUCUAUUAUUAAGAUUUAUCGAUAAUUUAAUACACCUAAGCUUGGUACUGCUGGCUGGUACCUUAACAUAACUUAAGAUUAAUUAUAACAGCAUAGAAAUAAAGUUAAGUAUAUACCAAAUUAAGUGAUACAGAUUAGAAUAGCGUCAAAGCCUUCUCUUCUAGCUUCCUUAUACCAUAGCCUAUCCUCACUUGCCAUAUCAUUGCAUAUUUUAGUCUAGCACUAUAUAGCUCAGCAUAUUUCUAAGUUGCAUGGUACAUUAUUUUUGUGUUUUUCUGAGUAGUUUUUAUCCUUUUCUAAGUAGAUUCUUCAUGUCAUUAGCUCUCCUAUUUUGACCUUGCAUAUCAUAUUUUACUCUAUAUAGUUUAGCGAUGCAGCAUAGCAGAGCACAUUCCUGGGCAGUAUAGUACAGUAUUUUUUAUUUUUUCGUUUUUCUCUAUGCAGGUUUUGUGUAGGUUGAACAGAAAAAAAUAUAUCCUCAGACUUUUAAAGGGGUACAUCUUUCGUUCAAAAUUCUUGUUUUUACUAUUUUAAAAGAGUCCAUUUUUCGUGCCACAUUUUUCCUGAGGGAUUGAUUUUUCACGCUACGUUUUUAUUUCAGAGGUAUCCAUUUUUGGUGCUGUUUUAUCAGGGGGCUCUAUUUUUCGUGCCAAGGGAAAGAAACUAUUGCAUUUUUGGAGACUACUUAGCCCCGUAGCCUACGUAGCCGCCGCUUCAGCCUAGCAGCAAAGCAUAUUUUAAUUCAACAGAGCCUAGCAUAGCAUAGCAUAGCAUAUUCUGAUCUUACGUAGCCCAGUACAACAUUUUUCUCUUGUCUAUUUCAGCUCAGUUUAGCAAGAAUAGAAAAAGUCAAUUAUUAACCCGGGAAAUUAUGCUGUUUCUCAUUUGUUUUAGUUUUGGUUUGAAGGUCUUUUUAUACUUUACAUUUCGCCGAGCAACUUUCCAUAUAUUUCAUUUUACUGGACAUUAUUUAUGAACUGUAUUCCUGCCUCCAGCUACGAUAAAAAAUUGAAGUACACAUAUAGCAUUUAGCCUGCCCUUUUUGCUUCUUUUUUAUAUAUAUAAUCUAUACCGAAAUGAGUUAGUUUUAUACUCAACUCCUUUAUAUACAUUUUUUUUGCCGUUGUAAACAUUAGUAUUUACAUUUUAAGUGACAAAACUCUCUUUCUGUAAACAUUAUCUGAUUAUCUUGACAAAGGUUCGUUUAGUUCAAGUUUCGUCAUGCAAGUAACAAGUAUCUCACAUUUUGAUAAUCUAACCUACUGUAUUUAUUAUACAGACUUAUUAUAAUUUGGUUCUUGUUUUGUCUCAUUAGUAUUAUUUCACAUUUUCAUCAGCUAAUCUAUUGUAUUUUUUUUCUAGAGACUCUUUAUAGUUUAUCUUCUUUAUAGUUUAGUUUUAGUUUCAUCUCAGUAUUAAUAUCUCACAUUUAAAGCAACCAACCAUUUUUCUAUAGACUCUUUAUUUAUCAUCCUCGCUAUAAUUUAGUUGUAGGUUCGUCUCACUCUUAAUCAUUGUCUCACAUUCUUACUAACAUUAAUACUUUUUUUCUCCUUUUAUCUCUUCUAUCUGAUCUCUUUCUCCAUAUAUCUUAUUCUCCUUAUCAUUUAGUACUAGUUUCGUCUCAAGUAGUGUCAGUAUCCCACAUUUUAAUCAACGAACUUGCUGCCUUUCAUUUCUCUAUAGUCUGCUUCAUAGUUUAGAAAAAGCUCCAUAUUUACGUUUUUUAAUUCAUUUGGUCGCCUUAAUAAGAAUACCCAAAAUCAUUACUAACCUUCCACGCUACCUUUUAGUAAUUACGUGUGUAUGAAAAAAGAGAAAAAGAAAAAGUAAGUCUUAUUCUUGUAUUAAAAUUUGUACCAUUAUAAUUUUGCAACAUUAAAAUUUUAUGGUAGAUCAUGUAUAUAUUUUUAAUGAUAUAGCUUCUACAUUCUGCCUGUCCUCAGUUUUGAUAACGGUGGAAUGUUUAAAAAUAAUCAUAUGUUCGUCUUUUAUAUGUGUUUUAACUUUCUCAAUUUGCUACCUAGGCUUAUAUUUGUAUACUCUAUAUUUUUGGUGUUCUAUUUACUUAAACUCAAUUAAAAUAUUCCCUAGGCCUAUAUUUGUACCCUUGUCAGGUAUUAUUAUUAUUAUUAUUAUUAUUAUUAUUAUUAUUAUUAUUAUUAUUAUUAUUAGCCUCCUAUUAUCACUGUAUACGUGGCAACACUGUGUAUCUGUGUAUGAUGUGGCAACGUAGCACCAUGGCCGUUCACGUAGUCUUUCAUUAUAAUUAAAGCCAUUAUAGAAAGCGUGGUGCCGCAAGGGUAAUAUAUUAGUUAAAUACGCUAUUGUUUAUUUCCUCGUAUAAUCUGUGAAACUUUUAAGACAUUGUACUUGUAUGUGUCUCAUCAUUAUUAUUUUUGUUAUUAUUUAACUUUUUUAGCUGGGUCUAAAACACAGUAUUAUUAAUGAUUAGUUUUUGUGUGUUUAUAUCAGUGUGUGUGUGUGUGUGUGUGUGUGUGUGUGUGUGUGUGUCAACAGAAAACAGCACUCCACAUAAUUAUUAUACAUAUAUACGAAAAAAAAUGUAUUCUUUGUAUUUAUUACUCAUUAAAUUGGAACCCCCAUUAAGUGAAUAAAAACAAACAAACAAACAUUAUUAAGGAAACUCCCACUUGCCUUACACGUAAUGGUAAAAAAAAAAAAAAUACUCCAUUUAAAGUGCAAAAGAAAAAAAAAGGUUUGUGUGUUUCCUUUCGGUGAACAGAUCAAAUAAAAGAUAAAUGAUAAGAAUAACAAUGAAAAAAUAUAGAGAAACAUACUAAAUCAAUAAUCUUCAUCGUUCAAUAUUGAGGGAAAUGGUAUGUCUCUUUUUCUUUCAUUUCAAGGAUCAAAUAAAAGGAAGAUGAUAAGAAAAAUAAUGAGCAAACAUAAUAUACACAUACAUAAACAUACAAAAUCUGCAUCAUUUAUUGUAAAGAAAAGUGAUUUGUCUUUUCGUUUCAUUUUGCGGACCGAGAAAGAGGAAAAUGUUGAUGAAAAUAAUGAAAACCAAGAAAAGUAAUUAAAUAUAUACAUACUUGUACAAACACACAACCAGUCAGCAAUGUAUAUCGUUCUUUAUGAUAAAAAAUGAUUUGUCUGUUUCUUUCAUUUAUAGGACCAAGAAAAAGGAUAAAGUUAACGAAAAUAAUGAAAACCAAGAAAAGUAAUUAAAUAUAUACAUACUUGUACAAACACACAACCAGUCAGCAAUGUAUAUCGUUCUUUAUGAUAAAAAAUGGCUUGUCUGUUUCUCUUAUUUAUAGGACCAAGAAAAAGGAUAAAGUUAACGAAAAUAAUGAAAACCAAGAAAAAUCAUUAUAAAUAUACAUACCCAUACAAACACACAGCCGGUCAGCACUCUGUAUCGUUCGUUAUAGCCUGUUCUGGCCACACUGACGAAGGUGACUCCCCUACUCUGGCAACAACUUACUCACCUCCCUCACCUUCAUUGAACUGUCAAAUAACACACAUGCUAUAUGUAUUUUCACCCCCAUGGAAGCGAAAAUACGAUUAGAUACAGUUUAUUUAUCACGGAAAAGUUUCAAAUUAGUUAAUACAUGAAAAAAAUAAAUGACAGGUUUACUUUUUGAUGUCACGAAAAACGAGUAUGAGUUCAAGAGGGAAGUUGUUUUUCUUAUUUUUUUGCCGCUAUUUAUAUCACGAAACAGCUUUAAAAUUAGAUGACACAGUGAAAAAAGGAGACGUAGAUAAUGACUUUAUGAUGUCACGAUAAAGAGGAACGAGGUAACAGAAGGAAGUAAUUUUUCUUGAUUUUAUUUUCCACCAUAUUUAUCAUCACGAAAAGGCCUGAAAAUAAGAUAAUGCCCCCUAAAAACGAGUGAUUCAGAUGUUAACUUUUUUGCUGUCACGAAAAAGGAGAACGAGGUAAAGGAAGUGUUUUUUCAUAUAUAUAUUUUUUUGGGUAUUCUUCGUCAGGGUGGCUGGCGUGGGUAUAUGUAUAGUCAAGGUAUUCAUGUCCUGUGUAUCCUACUGUGUAUAUAUUGUAAACAUCACUUUAUUAUGACUUGGGGCUGUAGGAGGCUAGUUACUAGGCUAUAUACAUAACUUAUAAAUACGUGCGUUAUAUAUAUUUUUGUUUCGUUGUAUAAUACUUCCUGCACUCAUGACUAUUAUACAUAUACUGCUUUUACCCCAUUUUCCCCAUUUCCCUAUUUCCCAUUUCCCUUUAAAUACGUAUGACCCAUUUCCCCAUAGCCUACUCCCCUUCCCCUUCCCUUCCCUCUCCCCGCCCAUACACACACAAUUGUAUAAAGCUGUAUUAUUUACGUUUAAUACAGUCACUAAAAGGAAAUACAUAGUCAGUCUUA
Molecule: messenger RNA, 15439 nt
Organism: Eriocheir sinensis (Chinese mitten crab)
Lineage: Eukaryota; Metazoa; Arthropoda; Malacostraca; Decapoda; Varunidae
Product: ATP-binding cassette sub-family G member 4-like
Exons: 14
Coding region: 2196-4346 (716 amino acids)
Cellular component (GO): plasma membrane
Molecular function (GO): ATP hydrolysis activity; ABC-type transporter activity; ATP binding
Source: RefSeq, a predicted model, not a curated record